Messenger RNA from Linum trigynum, 2100 nucleotides. The record is from the annotation of a GenBank genome assembly. NCBI's taxonomy places the organism in Eukaryota, Viridiplantae, Streptophyta, Magnoliopsida, Malpighiales, Linaceae.
ACAUAUAUUUCCUUCCAACUCCAAAUUUAUAUCCGAUAAUAAGAAGUCCACAAAUUUCUUCUAAGAUAUAGGGGGGAAAAAUACAAAACAGUAAACUAGGACGACUUGAUAAAAAAUACAUAUUAACUAAUUAUCUCUAAUGUUAUGAUCAACAAAUACCAUAAAGAUUACUUUAAAAUAAUGAAUUAGCUAUUUUAGAAAACCUCAAAUUAUUUUAAAACAUGAAAAAAUAGAUCAACAUAAAAUAAAAUUCAUCCGACCAACAAGUCAAGUAAAUAUUUUAAAUAUAAUUACAUAUUAACCAAUGUAAAAGAUAAAAAAAACUCAUUCGGUCAAAGACCGAGUAAAAUCUAGUUAAUAUAAAAGAUCAAAUCUACCAAACAAUUGAUUUGUUAGACCCCAUAGUAAACCAUGUUAAAAUCUUGGAAUUCAUUAUGAGACAACAUUAUUUUUAUGUAACGUGGAGGUGGAAUCUUAUGUCCUCCAUCUGCGGUUACUAAUAUAUCAAUUUAUUUCGCGGGAGUGCUUCAUGAUGGUUUCGAGUUACGUAAAAUAAGUAACCUUCAUCAGAAUUUUUAGGGUUGGUUAACCUCGCCAAACCAGGGCGUCCAAAAUGCAAUCGCAUCGCAGCAGACACUCAAUCCAACAAAAACUCCUCUUCCCCACUCUACGAGGCUACGACCACUCCUACUUCAUUCAUAGUUAAUGGAACCCUUAGCCUAUCAAUUCGCCCGUAUCAGAUAGAUAGAUGUGACAGACAGAUUCUGAGAUCAGAAAACGGAACCCUUUUUGUUUGUUUAUCUCUUCUCCGAAAGGGGGAACAAAAAAAAUCGAGAUGGGUCGGCUGUUCACGGUGGGGCUGAUAUCGGUAUGGUACUCGUCCAACAUCGGAGUGAUCAUACUGAACAAGUACCUGCUCAGCAACUACGGAUUCCGGUACCCGAUUUUCCUGACGCUCUGCCACAUGCUGGCCUGUUCGUUGCUGAGCUACGCCUCCAUCACGUGGCUCAAGAUCGUCCCACUCCAGACCAUCCGCUCCGGCCAGCAAUUGCUCAAGAUAUCGGCUCUGGGUCUCAUCUUCUGCUCCUCCAUUGUCGCCGGUAACGUCUCACUCAAGUACCUCCCGGUGUCGUUCAACCAGGCAAUCGGAGCCACCACCCCGUUUUUCACCGCCGUCUUCGCCUACUUGAUGACCCUCAAGAAGGAAGGCUUCCUCACUUACGCCGCCCUAGUGCCUGUCGUCUCAGGUGUCGUCGUCGCCAGCGGGGGGGAGCCGAGCUUUCAUCUGUUUGGGUUCAUAAUGUGCGUCGGAGCAACGGCUGCCAGGGCUCUCAAGACGGUGCUUCAGGGGAUUUUGCUGUCUUCUGAAGGGGAAAAGCUGCACUCGAUGAACCUGCUGAUGUACAUGGCACCAGUGGCAGUUGCCUUCCUUCUCCCGACGGCGCUCAUUAUGGAAAAAGAUGUGGUUGGGAUCACAAUUGCACUUGCCAAGGAUGACAAGAGGUUCCUAUUUUACCUGCUCUUCAAUGCUUCGCUUUCCUACUUGGUCAACCUGACCAAUUUCCUCGUCACCAAACACACCAGCGCCUUGACUCUCCAGGUGCUGGGAAAUGCAAAGGGUGCAGUGGCUGUAGUGCUGUCCAUUUUGAUAUUCAGGAACCCGGUGUCGUUCACCGGAAUGCUUGGCUACAGUGUCACUGUAACUGGGGUCAUCCUCUACAAUGAGGCCAAGAAAAGGAGCAAAUAGCAAGUCUUUAGUCGUUUACAUUGCCACCAUCACACAGACACAACAAGGAAACUAGCGCAAGAGAAUACUAGCUUUGUUUGUAGAGCAGGGUGGAAGGAAAACCCACCGGGAAGUCCUUCUGUAGUAGACUAGUAGUAGUAGAUGCCAACGUUGGCAUUCAUUUAUAUUUAACAGGAAGAACACUUGAUACCCAUCUUGAUAUCAAAUGGGAAGCAGAAUUAGGCAAUUUCAGAUUUUCUUCUUCGCUAUGGACAUGAUAAUAAUUUUUCUGCUGGGUUUACACUUUCUGUAAAUUAAGUGAUUGCAAGCAGCCGCAAUUCACUUUUUACCCAAAAUAAGGCGUCAUUAGAUUA